CUGAAGUAAAUGUGUAGUCUUGCAAGCCGAACAACAGGGUUUUCAGCCAUGUCUGUCACCGGACACCUAUCUGCAUCCCAAGCAUGAAGAGAUGCCCACAGUGAGCCCAUUUCUGGGGCCAGAUCUCUCCAGGAAGCUUGUCAGCCUCACAAGUUUCUGAAGGGCUGUGGGUGAGACACUAUUGUUGACCCUGGAGAGGCAUUCCCAGCUCUUACUGCAAAAGCUCCAUUAACCUGAAAGCUGGCACUGUUUGAGGGAGCUUUGUUGCUGUCUGCAGAGAGGAUCCAGGGUCUAGCCGUGGAGCAGUCCAUGCAGUGUGACGCUGGUCACCUGACACAGGCCACCUGUCCUGCAGAGACCUGGUAACAGACCAUGUUGCUAAGAGCCAACUCCUGAGCUUGCUGAAGUCCAGACACUGAGGGAAGGCUGAGGCAAGCGGAGCCGCAAGUGGAAGGCAGAGCCAAUGAGGCACUGGGCUUGAACCUGGAAUCAGCAGAUCAGCCAGAACAGAGGGGAGAGCGAAAGAGUGAGGCAGGGAAGGAGUACUGCUACAUCAGGCCACCCUCUGCCCCAUGGCCUCCAAGCAGAAUGCUGCAAAGGGCAGAGGGGAAAAGCGGAAGCGGGUGGUGCUGACCCUGAAGGAGAAGAUUGACAUCUGCACGCGCCUAGAGCGGGGAGAGAGCAGGAAGGCCCUGAUGCAGGAGUACAAUGUGGGCAUGUCCACCCUGUAUGACAUCAAGGCUCACAAGGCCCAGCUGCUCAGGUUCUUUGCCAACUCAGACUCCAGACAGGCGCUGGAGCAGCGGCGCACUCUGCACACGCCAAAGCUCGAGCACCUGGAUCGGGUGCUGUAUGAGUGGUUCCUGGUAAAGCGCGCUGAGGGUGUCCCCGUGUCAGGCCCCAUGCUUAUUGAGAAGGCCAAGGACUUCUACGAGCAGAUGCAGCUGACUGAGCCCUGCGUGUUUUCUGGAGGAUGGCUUUGGCGCUUUAAAGCCAGGCAUGGCAUUAAAAAGCUAGAUGCAUCCAGUGAGAAGCAGGUAGCCGACCACCAAGCAGCGGAGCAGUUCUGUGGCUUUUUUAGGAGCUUGACUGCUGAGCAUGGGUUGUCCCCUGAACAGGUUUACAGUGCCGAUGAGACUGGCCUUUUCUGGCGGUGCUUGCCAAAUCCCACCCCAGAUGGUGGGGCCAUGCCCAGCCUCAAGCAGGGCAAGGACAGACUGACUGUCCUGAUGUGUGCCAAUGCCGCAGGCUCCCACAGAAUCAAACCCUUGGCCAUUGGAAAGUGUGGCCCCAGGGCUUUCAGGGGCAUCCAGCACCUACCUGUUGCCUAUAAGGCCCAGGGCAAUGCCUGGGUGGACAAGGAAAUUUUCUCAGAUUGGUUCCAUCACAUCUUUGUUCCCUCGGUGCGAGAGCACUUCAGAACGAUAGGCUUGCCGGAAGACAGCAAGGCCAUUCUGUUGCUGGACAGCUCCCGGGCUCACCCUCAGGAGUCUGAGUUGGUGUCUGAUAACAUCUUCACCAUUUUCCUGCCUGCCAGUGUGACCUCCUUAAUUCAGCCCAUGGAGCAAGGUAUUCGAAGAGACUUCAUGAGGCACUUCAUUAGCCCUCCCGUCUCCCUGCAGGGCUUCCAUUCCCGCUACAGCAUGAACGAUACCAUUUUCAACGUGGCCUGUGCAUGGAAUGCUGUGCCCAGCCAGGUGUUCAGGCGGGCCUGGAGGAAGCUGUGGCCUGCAGGUGCCUUCACUGAAGGCUCAUCUGAAGAGGAGGAAGUGGCAGCAGAGCACUGCACCUCUAAGCCUCACCAUAAGACUUUCGCACACAUCCUUGAGCUGGUGAAAGAGGGCCCCUCCUGCCCAGGCAGCAGGCUUCAGAGCCUUGAGGCAGAGGAGCAGGGCACAGCUGGGAGGGAGCUAGGUGAGGCGCACCCUGCUGUGUUACUAGCCCGGGCAGAUGGGCAUGCAGAAGAAGGGAAGCGAGGCUGCGACGAGAAUGAUGAGGCAGCCUGGGAGCAGGCGGCAGCGUCCUUUGAGGCUGUUGUGCGUUUUGCUGAAUGGCAGCCCUGCUUCACCGUGCAGGAGGUGGGGCAGCUGCACCAGCUGCACUUUGCAUUCAGGCGACAGUGGCAGCUGAGGCAGCAGCAGAUUGCUUUGAGAGCAGUGGUCAAAAUUGAGGCUCUCCAGGAGUGCCCUGCUGGGAGCGCAGCCCCAACCCGCUCAACCCGCUCCCCCUUGCCCUGCUCGUCUGCAGCAGGUGAUCAGUGAUAACACCCUGCAGCUCUGGGCUCCCUAGGGUGGGCACGCUCCAACACCCAGAGCUUUCUCCAACUGCUGUGUUACUCAGGAGGGCCUGGCCCCAUGUGUGCCAGCUGACCAGGGUUUUUCAGUGUAACUGGCCAUGUGACCUAAAUGGGAGGAGACCUGCAAGGAGACCCCCCUCACCCCAUCUUCUGUAGCUAUAGCCAGGCUAGGCCAUAUGUGUCAACGGCAGGGUAUGUCUGCCCAAGAGAAGAACACCAUGCAGGCCUCCAAAGGUUGGUGGAUUGGGAGGGUGGGCAUUCCUGCGUGGGGUGGACCCCGAGCCUGGUACAUGAGAGCAAGUUACCAGUGACCAUGACUCAGUUCAUCAUGCCCAAUGUAGCCCACUCAUGGCUGCACAGCAAUAGACAAGUCACCCUCUUCCAGGUGCCUACGUAAGCCAUGGUCCUAAAGAGACUAGUGUCCCCUGUGGCCAGCAGGCCCCCAGCUCAGGCCCAAGCCAUACUGCGCUGAUGUGAGGUGACUUCUUGUAUGGCUAGUUGGCCAGGUCCUCUCAUUCCUAGAAAUGAUGGAUACUGCAGUGUUUUCAGCCUGUGGUUCAGAGGCCAGCACAGAGUUCAUAUACUCUCACCGCGUUUCCUGGUUGCAGCCUUCAUGAUGCGAGAGCUUGAUGAGGCAUUCAGACGUUAGUCCUGAGUUUGCACUGAGCAUGCUAAAACAGGCUGCUGGUUGCCCCAGCGGUGUCGGAGCACUCAUCCUCAGCUGGUAACAGGUUAGUGGUACUCCCAGGAAAGGCAUGUCCACAUCAUUGGUUUUUACAGAGGCCUUUGUGGAAGGAUGCAGUCAACGAUUCCCGCAGACCACGUAGCUGAUUUGUAGCCUCCUAUUUUAGGCUCCCUAGCACCUGUACCUGUGGUUCCAGAAGGCCCUUUGUCCAUGGUCAUUAGUAUCUCUGAAUGUACACGAAAUAGUUGUAUUUUUCUAUGUUCUUUCACUGGUUUCCCCAAACUCCACUCCCUGUUAGAUUCAGGUCAUGGCAGCUGAAUCGGCACGUGGUUUUCUCUCCAGCAUUUGCUAAUUGUUCCACCAAGGCUUUUGCUCCCAGGAUCCUGUGAGAACCAAGGGGCCUUAGGGGAGCAUGUUUGCCUUUUCCGUGUGUCCAGACACUGAGGCCGUGGUCAUCGCCUCCGUAGUACUGGUGGCCAUGUGUGUUUCUUGCUCUAAAGGCAUGUGUGAAGACUAUAAACAUCCGAU
Messenger RNA from Octodon degus (degu), 3509 nucleotides. RefSeq names its product Jrk helix-turn-helix protein (gene Jrk). NCBI's taxonomy places the organism in Eukaryota, Metazoa, Chordata, Mammalia, Rodentia, Octodontidae. Gene Ontology annotation, cellular component: nucleus. The record is from RefSeq and is a predicted model, not a curated record. Gene Ontology annotation, molecular function: DNA binding. The transcript is spliced from 2 exons. Bases 573 to 2261 code for a protein of 562 amino acids.